CUGUUCUACCUUUGACAUUAUGUUCCACAUUUCACAGUUUAGGAAUUAUAUCCCUACAUGUCUUGUCUAACCCUUGCUUGCCAUCAUAACUGUGCAGCGCCGACUUCUGUGAGCAGCACUUGGCACUGCUGUUCGACAUCAUGGAGAACUCGCCAGAUCCGUGAUCCGCACCAACCUGGUCGUGGCUGUGGGUGACCUCAUGGUCCGCUUUCCUAAUCUGCUGUACACCUGGACAGAGAAGGUCUACGCUCGGUUGCAAGAUCCAUCGCGGGAUGUCAAGAUGGGCACAUUAAAAACGGUCAUCUUCCUCAUUUUGAACGACAUGAUUAAGGUCAAAGGUCAGAUCAGUGACAUUGCCGCCAUGGUCAUGGACGAGGACGCCGAACUUGCAGACAUGUGCCGGAACUUCUUCUUUGAACUCGGGAGCAAG
Molecule: messenger RNA, 430 nt
Organism: Rhipicephalus sanguineus (brown dog tick)
Lineage: Eukaryota; Metazoa; Arthropoda; Arachnida; Ixodida; Ixodidae
Product: condensin complex subunit 1-like
Exons: 2
Biological process (GO): meiotic chromosome condensation; mitotic chromosome condensation
Cellular component (GO): condensed chromosome, centromeric region
Molecular function (GO): histone binding
Source: RefSeq, a predicted model, not a curated record